Vicugna pacos (alpaca) is the source of this 10845-nucleotide messenger RNA. The record is from RefSeq and is a predicted model, not a curated record. Lineage: Eukaryota; Metazoa; Chordata; Mammalia; Artiodactyla; Camelidae.
ACUGCAUAGUAGUAAUUACAGAGAGACUGUAAGCUUCUCUGGUGGUUCCGGGGCCAGAAGCAGCUCUCGGAACGCCUCUCACUCAUUGGGUCCUUCGCUCAAGCGUUGCGGAACUCGCCUUCCGACCGGCCGGGUUUCUCGGGGGACAGUAAUUGUGGCCGGACGCUGUGGCGCGGCAGUUUAAUUCUCCGGCGGCGACUGAUGGAGCCGGACGGGAUGGUCCUGGCGGGGCUCAUCCGGAAACUCGGUCAUCAGCUGGCCGAGAUCAGGGAACGCGCUCUCAAGAAUAUUCUCUGCAAGAUUGAGCACAAUUUAAUCUGCUGUGCUGAUCUAGUUCAGGAGAGGCUACUUUUUCUCCAUUUGCUGGAAUGGUUCAGUUUCCCGUCUGUUCCAAUGAAAGAAGAGGUUCUGAGCCUUUUGAACAGAUUGGUUAAGUAUCCCCCAGCAGUCCAGCAUUUGAUCGAUCUUGGUGCAGUCGAAUUCUUAUCUAAACUUCGUUCUAAUGUGGAGCCGAAUCUACAGGCUGAAAUUGAUGGCGUUCUAGAUGGACUUUUUAUUCUUCCCUCGGAAGUUCCUGAACUUUAUUCUGCAUCUUACCAAACCAGUCAAACUGAAUUGCCACAACAACCUGAAACCUUAACAGGGUAUUUUCCUCAGGACAAAAGUAAUUUCCAGCAGAUGGAGGAGCCUCUACGACCCAUGGCACACCGGACUGUGAAGUGUUUGAAGUUCUCCACCUUCCCUUGGCUCCCCCUGACCACAGCCGACAGGCAUGUUCUCUCCUCCAAUGAAAGCUCUUUAAGAAGUAGUAACCACACUUUAAUCUGGAACACCUGUGAGCUAUUGAAAGAUGUUAUCAUGCAAGAUUUUCCUGCGGAGAUUUUCCUUCAGAGGCCAAAAAUUGUUCAGAGCCUUUUAUCUCUGUUGAAACUGGCCUUUGGAGGAGACGGAAAACAUCGCCUGGCAUUACAGGCAGUGUCCUGCCUGCAGCAGCUGUGCAUGUGUUUAAGAAACAGACUUAACUUUCACCGAGAUCCAAAUUUCUUCUCUAGUAAACAGGAUACAGUUUCCCAAAAUUCUUCUUUGUCUUAUUGUCAAGAAGCAAGAGUUCCUCAUCACUCCCAGAACCCUUCUCCCGGAGGCAGCAGCCCUCGGCCUUCCGUGGUUGGACGCACAGGCCAGCGGCCCAGAGGAGACGGCCAGGACUGGGACGCAGUGUCCUCUAGCGGAAGCAGCGGCCACGCCCACGUCAACUCCAGGCUGUCUGUCCACUCCGCGCUGGACGUGGCGCACCUGGACCUGCCGGAGCUGGAGGCCGCCGACGCGCUUGAGCUGUGGUUCCGGCAGCUCAGUCUGCCCCAGUUCUGCGUCUCCAUUCUGGAGUCGGCCGUUCCGCUCUUAAGAACAGGUAGUAGGCAGGUGGUGAUACGGGUUCUGGAGCUGCUUGCCGAGGACCUGGUGCUGACCGGUGAAGCGAUUUCAGCAGACGUCUGGGAUGACAGCAGCCUUUUUGCCAUAGAUAUGAAAGAGAAACUGCUCGUGGUGCUGGGGUCCCUUGGAGACACCAUGUGCUACCAUAAAAGCAGCGUCAGUUUGGAACAGCCAGAGGCCGUGCUGGUGCACCACAGAAUGGCCUUUGUUGGCAUCUCGCUGUUUGCAGUCCGACUGCUGCAGACACUUCUCCCUGCUGAAAAGGCAAGCCACUUUUUACCGGAGCCCAUGUCAGCAGCAUUAUUUCUAGUUUCUUUGGACAUGCCUAUUUCUUUGGAAUAUCCAAAUAUUCAUGAGGCUGUUGUGGCCUAUUUGGAACAGCUGAAUUCUGAAAACUACAGUAUCUAUAAACGAACUGCAGAGGCUGUUUAUUCAAUUGAAUGUACCUGUAACUUCCUGUCUGAUGUUGGAAAGGAGGGAGAGAAGAAUCUCUUGGAAUUAGUGGAGUUGGCAGACCAAGCCUUACGUAGCUUUUCCUAUCAUCAGCAUUUCCCCCUAAUAAAGGAAAUCAUGUGCAUUUGUUCAAACAUCUGGAAGUCCGCACAGGCCAGUCCAUUACUGCAAGGAGAAAGCCAGAAGGUGUUUCUGCGUAUGUUGUCUCACCCAUUGCUACAAGUGAAAGUUAAAACUUACCACUGCUGCCUGGAAAUUAUUAAGGAAUGUCUAGGUGUCCACAAUGUCAGUCAACCUGUGUCUUCACUUUGUAAUGGAAUUCAUUUUCUACUUCACCCAAAAGUUCUGUACGAAAUCUGUGCAUUUGGCAUGCAAGAGCCCAAAAAUGAGGUGAACGCUGCUGCCAAGGCCGUCCUGACGUACCUGCUGCAGGGACGACUGAUGAUGACAGCGCUGACCUGGAACAAGUUUAUUGAGGCCCUCUGUCCUGUCAUCCCAGUCCUGCAGGGCUAUGCGGACACAGAAGACCCUUUGGGUAACUGCAUUCUCCUCCUAAGCAAAGCGAGUUCUGAGGCAGGCGAAGGGAUUCUCCCCUGCACCACCCGGUUGAAGUCCAUAUUGCGACUCCUGCUGGUGAGAAAGCCUUCGGUCCGGGCACUGGCGUUGAAGCUGUUAGCUUGUUACCUCACGAGGGAAGAGGGGGCCGGUACCAAGCGCCCUUCAAUAGAUGCCAGAGUUCUCUCCAGAGUUACUAAUUUAUUUAUUGUGAAAAAACCUAUUGAACUCAAACUGGAUGACAGAAAAGAACUGAUUAUUAAGUUGGAGACUGUUGAAAAGGUCUAUGAAAUCUUUAUCUCAGAUGAUAUUGAUCUUGUUUUGAGAAAGUCAGCUGCAGAGCAGUUAGCUGUGAUCAUGCAAGAUAUUAAAAUGCAUGCUGUGGUGAAAAAAUUAUGCUUAAUCGACAAGAUAAUUGAGUACUUAAAUGAAUGUGUGGGUCAGGAUGGUGAGGUCAUAGAAUGUUUAAUACAGCCGAGCCUCACGCUCCUGAGGAAGGUGCUUUGUGCCGACCCGGUCUUGCGUGUGUCCCUCUCACAACAGUCUUCUCUCUUGACUUUGUUGCUCAGAGUUUCCUUGAUAUUUCAUGAAGAUUGUACUGUCGUGACUGAAGUUGGAGCAUUAUUUUGCCUUCUGUUAUUUGAUGAGGUAUCAAGAAUGGAUAUGUGGUCUGAUAAUCCUUCUAGUAAACCUUCGUCACCAUCAGUCUUCAGCUUGCCUGUUUCAGUUUUUAGAAGGUAUCAUCUGCCAGUACAUGCGCUUGGCCACCAUGCUGUGAGUCCUUACUCCAUGGUUUUGCCGCUGUCUGCUGAUUGUUUGGCCCUGAAGCCAGUCUCAGAUAUGCUGAGAAUGGCUUGGAACCUAUCAUGGUAUCAUGGGAGUGAUAAUCUGCUGAAGCAAAUGAACUCUGAAACCAAAAUCCACGAAUUUUUAGAUACACUGAAGUUAUCCACCGAGGACACCCUUACUCUGAGGAUGACACACACUGCUAGUGGACUGAAGGACUGUCUCCACUCCAUCGUCCAGGCUGCCGCCCACAGGGAGGCGAGGGCUGCUGUCACAAGGAUGAGUUUUUAUCUUCUGAAUGACAGGUUGUCUUUCAAGGAUGGCACUGGCCCAUGUGGGAUUACCCUGAAGUCCUUGUCUUGGCACACCACACUGAACAGGUUUUUACAAGUGCUUCCUGCUUGCACUGAAGACGAGAAACUUCUGAUAGAUAUCAUACAUUUUUUAAAUAAGUUAUUGAAGGAACAAAGGAAAUAUGUAUCCACGGAACUUCUGAACUGGCUGCUAGAAUUACUUCUGAGACAUAGUCCAAACCCACUGUUUGACCUGCUGGUUCUAACGGAGUCGCAGUCGCGAGAGGAAGCGGAUGCCAUCCGCACCGCUGUCCGGCAGCAGCUCCAGAAAGAGCUGAUGGCUCUUUUCAAUACCUUGCUGCUCAGUUUCGGGGCAGUUGCUGACAGGAAAUGCCUGGAACUCUUUUACGUUUUCCAAACGCAGCUGGCUCUGAAACUGCUCCAGUGCCUGAGAGUCACGGAUGCGCCUCAUUUCUACGGCCUGCCGUCCCUCGAGAGGACCUUACGAGGGAUGGCCCACCUCACAGCAUUUCCAGGAUGGAGCUCACACUCUCCUCUUACAAAGCCCCUCGAGAUCUGUGUGAAGUACUUAUCGGGUCUCCUCGAAGUCAUUACUUCUUUUUAUGUGGAGCGUGGAGGAAACGCCAUGUCCUUCAUGGGAAAAGGUGUCACAAAGAGCACGGUCCUUUGCUUGCUUCACUUGUCCCACGAGAUGAUGGCGCAGGCCCAGAGCUCGGAGUGGAUGUCACUUUGGUUCUUGCCUCUGGGUAGUCAGGGCGAGGAACAUGCCCCCACCCAGCAAGGCCUGGCAUGGUUGAUUCCGUUGUGGGUUGACCGAGACCCAGAGGUGAGGUUCACUUCGCUGGGAUUGGGAUCAGCACUGACCACCCUUGCAGCUGGCUGUGUGGCCCUGGCCAGCAGUUGUCAGAACAUCUCUGGUGGACUCUGGGGGACGGUGGUGAGCAUUCUCCUGGACCAGUCGGAAUGCAGCAUGGUGCGCCGGGAGGCUGCAUUUAUUCUUCAGAAUCUCCUUGUAAUUCCAAUGCCCUCAGUAAUUAUAAAGGAUUAUACUUGGCAGGGCCCCUGUGUCCAUGACGAGGACUCUGGCCUGUCGCUCACAGGAAAACCUGCCCUUCAGGCUCUGUUAUAUCACUGCCAUUUUUAUGAACAUUUGAGUCAGAUGGUUAAACAUUGUUACCUGGGACGGUAUACAUUUGAUUUGAAUUGUUCUGCUCUUCAUGGAACUUCAGAAGGCAAUGAUUUAAAUGGUUUAGACGACUCAUUCAAGUUCUGGAGGGCACCAUCUCGGAUGUCCAAUCAAGAUCAAGAUCCAAGUUCUCUCUCCACCUCGGAAACAACGGUGGCAGCUUCGUUGGGGAGUGCUGAAUUUCAGCCACACAUGCUCUGCGCAGCGCCUCUCCCUGAAGCCUCGCACGACCAGUUUGUGGCUCAAGGUCAGCAUGAAACUGCAUCUCCGCGGCCUCCUCAGGAUUCCUCCCUUUCUGCUCCUCUGCCCAGACAGUGUGUUUUUGUCACUCCGCCUCUCCUCUCGGCCGUAUGCAGUCUCCUGGACAGCCUCCUGGCGACCACUCCAGGUGACACUGCGGACGCUUUGCGGCAGGCUCGCCUCAUGGAGCUUCUCUGUGGGUAAGAGACCACGCUCCUGGAAAGGAAGCAGACCCAGGCCUUCACUUUUGCCACAGUUGUCUUGAGAGUCUUCGAACACACUCAGGCUCAGGUGUCCUUUCUCCUAGAAUACCUGUCUUCUUUGUCGCGGCUUCUGCAGUCAUGUUUACUGGUAGAUCCUGACCUCCUGGUUCAGGACGAGCUUCUGAAAUCUCUGAUCACAAACGUCAUCAGAGUGCUCACCAUAUACAUCAAAGAUGUGCUAGAUGCAGAGUUAAUAUCGGCCUUUUAUCAGACAUGGACACAUUUAUUUAACCUUCUGGCCACACUCCUGAGGAAAGCUGGUCCUGCCUCUUUACCAUCUAUUACAAUGGGCCUGGCCAGGCACUGGGCAGCGGUGAUCGAUACGUUCUGCACAUGUGUGGGUUUGUCUACCACGUGCCCUCCCCUGUAUACGGCCAGCCUGCAGUUCCUGUCCAUCCUCUUGACUGAAGAAGCAAAAAGGCAUCUCCAGGAUAAGGAUAAAACUAGUUUACGCCACAGUCCAACGCUGGCUUCACUUCUGGAUGAAACGCAGGAGAACCAGGCAUCUGUAGAACGACUUAAUGAAGUAAUUCUUCAGAGCUAUGAAGGAAAAUCUUCCAAAGAUACCCUGAGAAGAGUCGCUGCGAACGCAUUGCUGUCGCUUCUGGCCAUCAGCAGAAGAGCACAGAAGCUCGCGCUGAGAGCCAGCCUGGUGGACGGCUGCAUAGAGCAGAUGAAGCACAUUCACGCGCAGCUGAACCUGGAUUGUCUGAGGCCUGGGAAGGCCGCGCUCAAGAGAAAGGAUGAUGGUUUUAUUAAAGAGUUAAGCAUUGCCAUGCAGCUCCUGAGAAACUGCCUUUAUCAAAAUGAAGAAUGUAAAGAAGCGGCUCUGGAGGCCCACCUGGUCCCGGUCCUGCACGCUCUCUGGCCUUGGCUCCUGAUGGACGAUUCACUGAUGCAGAUCGCCCUGCAGCUGCUUUGUGUCUACACUGCAAAUUUUCCAAGCGGCUGCAGCUCUCUCUGUUGGUCCAGUUAUGGACAACAUCCUGCUCAAGCUGCACAUCGAGGAGCCGCCGGCAGCUCCCUGAUGCUGUGUAUCCUGAAGCUGGCUUCCCAGGUGCCUCUGGAGAACGCUGCAGUCCAGCAGAUGGUUUUCAUGUUUCUUUCAAACCUGGCCUUGUCUCAUGACUGUAAAGGGGUGAUUCAAAAAAAUAACUUCUUACAGAACUUUCUCUCUCUCACAUUGCCAAAGGGAGGAAGUAAACAUCUCAGCAAUCUGACCGUUCUCUGGUUGAAGUUACUCCUGAAUAUGUCAUUUGGAGAAGAUGGGCAGCAAAUGAUCCUGAGGCUGGACGGCUGUUUGGACUUACUGACGGAGAUGAGCAGAUACAAGCAUAAGAGCAGCCCUUACGUGCCUCUUCUGAUUUUUCAUAACAUUUGCUUCAGUCCUGCGAAUAAGCCCAAGAUCCUGGCUAAUGAAAAAAUCAUUAGUGUGCUAGCUGCCUGUCUGGAAAGUGAAAAUCAAAAUGCUCAGAGGAUUGGAGCAGCUGCGCUUUGGGCUCUGAUUCACAAUUACCAAAAGGCAAAAACAACUUUGAAAAAUCCAUCAAUAAAAAGAAGAGUGGAUGAAGCAUAUUCCAUAGCAAAGAAAACUUUCUCAGACUCAGAAGAAACUCCUCUAAACACCUAUUAUUUGAAAUGUCUUGAAAACCUCGUGCAGCAACUCAACUCUUCAUGAGCGCCCUGCAAUCCUCCGCCCUGAAGCCGCGGCCACCGGACAGGUGAGCCACCCUUGGAGCGCGCCCUGUGCAGACCUGUUCCCCGAAGACGUGCUCAUAAGCCUGUGCGACAGAGGGCACAGAAGGUCCUGGGAACACGAACAUUCUUACCUUUUUCUAUGCAAUGUGCUUUGUAAAAAUCAUAUUUAUCAGUUAUUUAAUAAAAUAAGAUAUUUCUAGUGACUGAAAAUUGGCCAAUAAUUGCUGCUUGCAGGCUUUUAUCAAUCUCAUGAAUAUAAAUUUUAGGAAUAGAAGAAAGAUACUAUGUUCUGAUUUCCUUUUUUAAAAAAGUAUUUUACAUGAAAUUUGGCUCUUGUCAAUACAAAUCCUUGUUUUUCAAAGCAUUCACAUCAGUGAAGGGAUAUUUGUAGUAAAUGUGCAUAAUUUUGUGAGUAACUUCUUUGGGCAAUUUUUAGUGAUAUUAACUCCUUUCCAUAUGAUACAUAAACAUGUUAUAUUUUAUUAUUUUCACCUUUCAACUUCUGAAAUGCUGUGUAAUAAAAAAGGAAGAAAUAGAGUUUAUGGUCACAUAGGCCUACGUUCAAAUUCUGCCUCAGCUCAGAGCAUCGUGAAGAACAAGAACGUGAAAAAUCUGGCAGGAACAGUGCUGCCGAGGCCUCCUGAUGUGACUCUCAACUAACAUGUAGCUCUGAGCUCGGAACUUAGAAUCAGCUCGAGUACUAAUCAUUUCCAGCAGUUUUCCCAACACUUGAAAAUAAGGAGAGAAAAUUAUGUCUAAGAAAAGAAAAACAAAAGCUGAAAUGUAUACACAUAUGCGUGUCUAUAUACACACCUGUAUACACACCCCCCCCACGCACAUACACACUCAUUAUUUAGGAAGAAGCUUUCCAAUUGAAUUACAGUUAACGAGAAAAAAACUUCCUUUAUUAAAUGCUGUUAGCAAAUUGCCAUCAUUAAUAAAAUAAGCCAUGGGACAUUAUUUAAGCUAAAAGCAUGAGGACAAAAUAUAUGUUAAGUAUUGAAAUAGAACCAGGUAAAUUUACAGUGUCCGAGAGUUAUGAUUAGAGAUCUGAAAAAUAGAUCUAGAAAGUUUGGAAGUUUCUGGGCAGCCCAAGUUAAUCUGAAGCAGUGGACGUGGCAGUAUUCUGAAAAAGUACAAGCAGGAAUCUUGGGAAUUAUUUCUCCCUUUUCUCCUGGUUGCUUAGAUCCUAUUUCAUUUUCCUGGUAUCACCUUGUAAGCCCUCACUGAUGAAUAAUUAGAUGAUUUCUGUAACUUCCAUUGAAAGAUCCCUUUCUGUGUCACAGGCGCUAGUCUCAAGAUGUUUAUUGUUUGAUCUGUUUUCCCCUAAAAUACUACCAUUAUUCCUGCGUUAGAGGUGAGUGAACGAAGCAGCUCGGUGAUCGGUUGUGACUGGUAAAGAGUGAAGUUGAGACUGGAGCCCAGAGUAAUGGCUGAGGUUUUUUUUAACCACCGUGCUAUGCUGCCCUCCCUCCCUGCCUGUUUUUUCCUCAUUGAAAUUCCUGUCUUUGUGUUUGGAUCUUAUAGAUAACCUCCAUUAUUCUACAAGAAUUGAGUCUUUUCACGGAAAUGACCACUACCCAUAUUUUGGUUCAUUCAUUGAUUCACAUUUCAGGGUUUGCUUUGCCUCAUGUCUUUGGAAUCAGAAGGAAUAGUAACUGAUUGUCUUCCCUAGCAGUUCAAGGUAGUACCACUGCGGGGUUUGCACCCUGGCAGCCAGAAUCGCUCAGGGAUGACGCCUGUGGAAGCCCAGAAGGACUGGCUCCCUGAAAGGGGGAGGAGGGCCAUGGCGUCAGGAGAACAUGCACUUGCAUCUGCCGGUGUCCAGGGACGUGCCCCGCAGGGGCAUGUGGUGUUCCGGGUCCUUGACGCCUCUCCUUCUUAUCUGUGUCUCUUCGAAUUGUGUCCAGGAAGCCAGUGGGGAAGCUGCUAAGCAGAAGAUCCCUGAGGUGACUGGCCUGCCGUGGCACUGCCUGGGGGACCCAGCAGCACCAGAGUCCCAGGGAUGCUAGUUGAAAUGCACAUGGAAACAUGGUCUUCAGCCUGUGUCUGAAAUUGUUAGCAGACUUGCCAGGUGAUCUGUACGCUCACAAAAUGAGAACCACUGAUUAAUCCCCCAACUUUACAGAAAACUGCCUGGAACAUGAAAAUGACUUGACAUCACUCAGUUAUUUAAUGAUGAUGAAAUCAGAAAUGGAAUCUGGGUCUCUUGAGUGCUAGUCAAGUGUUCUUUCUUUCACACAUCCCUGGUUUAGGCAGAGAUCCAGAAAGCAGGUGUAGGGAACUGGUUCAUGCCUCAUGGUCUCCAGGUUUCCCAUUUCCUGGCCUUUUUGGUUGCUUGGUGUGUGUGUGUGUCUGUGCUGGGGAUGAACUCAAAGGCUACGCAGUGCGUGAACAUGCAGACAUUCAUCCUCUGGCGUCUGUGUUUAGGACCCCGAGCAGCUUGGGGGAGGAGGCAGCGCUGGUUUUGAAAACAGAAGAGACAAGUGGAGUAGUUAGCUGGCCUCACUGGAACCUGUCCCCACUCUUCCUAAAAUCACUUUCAAAAAUGAAGAGCUGGAUGUACUUUUCUUUGGUGUUCUGUAAAUAAUGGAGUGAAAAAUAGAAUUUGCCCAUUUAACUGCAGGUCACCAGUUUUCCUUCGUAGUGUUAAAUAUGCUCAUCAUCUGCAGUAAUUUUCCAUCGUGACUCUUGAUGGUUGCACCUUAUCUGCCCCCUGUUUCCCGAGAUCUGCUGCUUGACCCGUGGUGGUUCUCAGGUUUGGCAGAUUGUUGCAUAAGAAUGAUUAGCAUUCCCGCCCCUGCUGCCCCAGGUGUUCCUACAGGCCUGCCAGGGAGCCAGAGAGCACAGGAGAGCGGCUAAAGGUGGGGGGCUCAGGGCUCGUGUGGCCUCACCAUGCACACCGGUGGGGACCUGACGCAGCCUCCAGGCCGCUUCUCCCGGUGAAACCGGGGAUCGGGAAACCUGCUUUGUGAAGCUGGGCACAGUACCUGGUACAUAGUUGACUGUCCCUUAGAUGUCAUCACUGAUUAGUUAUUCCUAAAAAGUUCUCAAAAAUUUCUCUCUCUUUCAUUUAAACAUUAACUCUUCUGUGUCUCUGAAACUCUCUUCUCCCUUUAGGAAGCAGGGAAUGUGCUAGAAGGUGAGUUUCAUUGUCUGAACAAGGCUCUCACAUUCCAGAAGGCUGGCCGGUUUCUGGUGGCGGUGUGGGGCCGCAGGCCUGCACUCGCUAACGGCACAGACGCCGACGCGUUUGGGGGAACCUGAGUCUUGCAGAGCACUGUGUGCAGGGGCGCUGAACACACCCGGUGACUUGGUGCGUUUUAUUCUUUGGCUUGUCAGGUUGUCUUGACUGAACGUCGUUGGUGAAAUAUUGCUCUUUCUCCAUUAGAAUUGUGAAAAUGGAAAAUACAAGAAAUUACAACCUUAGUGGCCAAAAGAAAACCUUAGCUUAAAGACUGUCAGUUAGGGAGCAUUUUUCUCUUAAGCCCUAUUGUUGACCUGUGCGAUCCAAGGAGUUCCGGGAAAGGAUGGUGGUGAAAGGUCAUUAUUUCUGUGAACUAGGCAGCUUAGUUUUGGGGAACUUAAGAGUUUAUUCUUCUUGAGUCAAAAGUUAUUCAACACAGGAAAUCCCUUGUAAAACUCAAGUAACAAGUCAGCGGGGCCCAAGGCAGAGUAUGCUGGGCCGAGGCUCGGGACGCACGGCAGACUGCCAGGACCUGGGCUUCCGGGGUUUGGCGGCGAGACACGAGCAGCUCAGCGUGGUCCUGUUUUAAAUGUUCCCAGCGACGUUCGUCUUCGUGUUUUCUUUGCUCCUUCUGCAUUUGGGAAAUGAGUUUCAAAAAAACCUACUCUUUUAAAGCGAUGUUUCAUGAAAGAUCCAUAUGGUAACAUUCAAUAAAUUUCCCAUGAAAGCCAA